Messenger RNA from Ficedula albicollis (Collared flycatcher), 1022 nucleotides. RefSeq names its product osteocalcin-like. The record is from RefSeq and is a predicted model, not a curated record. Lineage: Eukaryota; Metazoa; Chordata; Aves; Passeriformes; Muscicapidae. Gene Ontology annotation, molecular function: structural constituent of bone; hydroxyapatite binding; calcium ion binding. Gene Ontology annotation, cellular component: extracellular region. Gene Ontology annotation, biological process: osteoblast differentiation; bone development; response to vitamin K. The coding region runs from base 82 to 384 and encodes 100 amino acids. The transcript has 4 exons.
GCCCAAAAGCAAGCCCCGGAGAACUUCAAAAACCUCCAGGAAAGCUCUGAGGUUAGGGAGACCAGCGCAGCCAAAGAAGACAUGAGGAGCCUGCUGGCACUGCUGCUCGUGACUCUGGCCCUGGCAGCACUCUGCUGCUGUGAGAAAGAUCCCAAAAGACCCUCAGGAUCUCUCAGUGCUGACAGCAUCAAGAUUACAAAAGAGGUUGCCAAUGCCUUUGUGAAGAGGAGGAAGAGAUCCAGCCCUUAUGAAUGGUACUUUGAGUUCUAUAAAAGCCCUCUGGAGCAGCAGCACGAGCGCUGUGAGAACUACCCCCCCUGUGACUACCUGGCUGACCAAGUAGGGUUUGCCUUGGCCUACAGCCGCUUCUUUGGGAGGUACUGAGGAUGGGAGCACUCCAAACCCCACAGCAGAAAGGUUGUGGUUGGGAAGGAGGGAAGGAAAACAUCUGGACUGGCAUCUCCUUCUGUUGUCUCCCAUACCAGCUGGAUCACCAAGGCAGGGAUUAUCCCACUUGUUGAGCUUCCAAUAACUUUCUUCCUUUCAUCAAUAAAAUCUCUCUUCAGACAUCUUUUGUGGUAUUUGGAGCUUCACCAGAAACUUACUUCCUUCCACCUGAGUCCCCAGCACACAAUAGGUGAAAAAUGGUGAUUAGUUUCAAGAAAACCACUGCAUGCCUUAGAAACAUCACUAGAUCUCUUAUCCUCUUCUGCAAAACACAGGAGGAUUAUGGAAGAGGAAUGUCACAAUGUGUGUAAAUGUGGUGGAUCUGACCCUGGGAUGCUCACUGCGAAGAAGGAAGAACACCUGUCUCCUGCUCCAAUUAGUAGGAAAGUUCAGUAUUUUCAUGUAUAAUCACAUCAAAUAUGCAUCACAGUAGGAUCAUUUUGUAAAGAUAGAAGUGUGCAAAUACUCUUGCAUAGAUAGCAGUCAGCUUCUGGUACAUUCUUCUGAUUACUCUGUCAUAAAUUUUGCCUGUAUAGCAACAAUAAAUAAAUCCCAAGAAGUGUGUUUAAGAAGUA